Molecule: messenger RNA, 282 nt
Organism: Symbiodinium natans
Lineage: Eukaryota; Dinophyceae; Suessiales; Symbiodiniaceae
Source: the annotation of a GenBank genome assembly
AUGUGGCAGGCAUCCUCCGAUGGCGACUCAGCAGCGCUCCAGUCGGCCCGCGAAGAGCUUCAAGCGGAGGUAUCUCGCCUCAGCCAGGAGCUGGAAACAGCAAUGCAGGCAGCUGAGGACGCUCGAGAAGAGGCGUCGCAGCAAGCGCAGCUUACAGAGGAAGCAAGGGCGCAGGCGCUCCAGCAGGCGCAGCGGGCAGAGGCAGCUGAGACCAAGCUACUGGCACUUGUGGAGCGGAUUCGAGGAGCCGCCACCGGAGCUCGCAGGCUGGCGGCCACGUGA